UCCUGGCAACUUUUAUAGCAACGAACGACGAAAAAUCAAUAUUCUACAAAGUGUUAAUUUCGUCUUUUUAAAAUGAGAACGUGACAAAACUUUACAAAAAUCCAUCGAGAAAAACCAUUUUUAUUUCAUAAAAUAAUAGCUGUCAAGUUUUGAUGCUCAUUUUUUAUUUUAUUUACAUAGUGAUGAAAAUUCUCAUAGUUACGGCGUGGUAGUUCAUACUGCGUGUUUAAAUAUCCGCUUUUCUGCAAAUUUUAACUAUUUUCGAUUCUUGAGGAGUGAAAAUUAUACACCAGUAAUAAUUUUAAGCCAAAAUGGAGGAAAUGAAUGGGGAGUUGUUUGGUGAUGGGCUGGUUAGUCUUGGGGAUGAGGGCUCUCUGGAGUCACCUGAUAAUGGCAAACAAGAGCAGAAUUGCAAUAUUUGCGACAAUAAGCUAUGCAGCCCUCGUGUCCUGUCAUGCCUGCAUGUUUUCUGUGAAGCAUGCAUAGAUAAGCUGAUGGUGAAUGAGGCUGGGGAUUCCUUGAAAUACGACUUGGCAGUGGAGUGCCCCAUGUGCAAGCAGGAAACUAAGGUAGUGCCGGGCGGGGGCGCGGCGUCGCUGCCGUCGGACUACGUGCUGACGAACAUCCUGGACGUGUCGGCCAUGGACCAGUCCGUGGUGUGCACGUGCUGCAAGAGCAAGGAGCCGGCCGUGGCGCGCUGCACCGACUGCUCGCACUUCCUGUGCGCCAACUGCAACUCCGCGCACCAGUUCAUGCGCUGCUUCGAGAACCACCGCGUCGUGCCCUUCGACGCGCUGCGCUCCUCCAAGGACCACUCCGCCGUCCACAAGCCGAUAUUCUGCUCGCGCCACGUCGGCGAGAGCCUCAAGUUCUACUGCUGCGAGUGCGAGGUGGGCGCGUGCUCCGAGUGCCUGACCGUGGAGCACAAGGUGGGCGAGCACCGCUGCGAGCGCAUCGUGGACGCCGAGCCCGCCCUGCGCGCCGAGCUGCGCGCGCUCAUCAGCGAGGGCUCGACGCGCGCCGCCGCCGCCGGCAGCGCCUCGGCCCGCCUGGACGACGCGCUGGGCGACCUGCAGCGGCAGCGCGACGACGCCGAGGCGCAGAUCAACGAGGCCUUCCACGCGUACAAGGCCGCCAUCGAGCGACGCCGCGAGAAGGCCCUCGAGGACCUCGAGCGCCUCCACAAGGACCGGGAGCUCAAGGUGAUGGACCUGUUCGACCGCGUCGACAAGACGGUGCAGCGCAUCGACUGCGCGUGCAAGUUCGCGGCGCGGCUGCUGCGCCGCGGCGACGGCACCGAGAUCGUCAUGCUGAAGAAGACCGUCGCGUCGCAGUUCGCCCGCCUGCUCGAGGGGCCCUCCGAGUUCGACGUCAACUACUCGGUGGAGUUCGUCACGAAGGUGGACAAGUUCGACGCCAUCACUGAGGAGACAUUCGGCAGCUUCCGUACUGAGGCGACGCGCGCGGAGGAGAAGAAGCGCGCGAGCGAGUCGUCGGCGAUCGUGUCGAUGGCGAGCAACUCGCACUCCCCGGCCGUGUCUGUGUCUUCAGCGCCGGUGUUCGACGACCCCUUCCCUCUCGGCAACGUGCGCCGCGUGACCGGCAUGGGCAGCGUGGCUCUAUCGGGUGGCAUGGGCGCCGUGAACAGCGUGCCCGUGCUGCCCUCCAUGGUGGAGUACAACCUGCAGCAGCUGGCCAGCAUCGCGGAGAAGGAGGUGCCUCCGCCGCCGCACGCGUCGCCCGCGCCCUCCUUCACGCUAGCUGAGCUGCUGGCCGGGGACCUCAACUCGCCGCAAGCAUUCAACAACCUGCAAGCGCUCGCCAAACUAGGAUUGAACACUGAGGUGAAUGGGUAUGGUGGAGUGGGCGGAGUAGGCGGGAUGGGAGGGGUGGGUCCCCGCGGGGUGUCCCCGGGCAGGCCCCUGCUGACUGCCGCGGAAGAAGCGGCCUUAGUGGCGCCUCCCGUGCCCCUAGUCCGCGCUACGAAAGCUACACCCAUGCACAUAAGGUUCAAGUUCGGACAACUCGGCGGCGGCAAGGGCCAGUUCAAUUCCCCACACGGAUUCUGUCUCGGCAACGAUGAAGAUAUCAUAGUCGCUGAUACCAACAAUCACCGCAUAACGGUUUUCGACAAGUCGGGCAACCACAAGUUCAACUUCGGCGUGGCGGGCAAGGAGGAGGGGCAGCUCUGGUACCCGCGCAAAGUGGCCGUGGUGCGCGCCACCGGCAAGUUUGUCGUGUGCGACCGCGGCAACGAGCGUUCCCGCAUGCAGAUAUUUACUAAGAACGGACACUUCUUGAAGAAAAUUGCUGUGCGUUUCAUCGACAUCGUGGCCGGCCUGGCCGUGACCGCGGAAGGGCUGAUCGUGGCCGUGGACAGCGUCACGCCCACUGUGUUCAUCCUGUCCGAGGAGGGCGACCUCAUGAGCUGGUUCGACUGCAGCGAGUGCAUGCGCGAGCCCUCCGACAUCGCUAUUAGUGAUUCAGGCAAGGAAUUCUACGUCUGCGACUUCAAGGGGCACUGCGUGGUUGUGUUCAACGACGAGGGCCGCUUCUUGCGCCGGAUUGGCUGCGAGAACGUGACCAACUUCCCCAAUGGCAUCGACGUGUCGGACGCGGGAGACGUCCUGAUUGGUGACUCGCACGGCAACAAGUUCCAUGUGGCCGUGUUCUCACGCGACGGCGUUCUGGUCACCGAGUUUGAGUGCCCCUAUGUUAAGGUAUCCCGCUGCUGCGGUCUGAAGAUAACCUCGGAGGGCUACAUAGUCACUCUGGCCAAGAAUAACCAUCACGUACUGGUCCUCAACACCCUUUACAUUGUCUGAGGAGUAACCCGAUGGCUGUAAGUCUGCAUACUACAAGAUCUCACAUUUAUUCCCUAUAUUUUAUAUUUAAUUGCUGUUUUACAAAGCUUAACAUUUUUUGCUAAACCAGUAUUUGACUAUUCGUUAAUUUAUGUUAAAACUUGAUGUUAUGUUUUAGUCUGAUUAUGAUUAUAAAUACUAAACGCUCUAACCCACAUGCUGUGAAAUGAUGGCUCAGAUAUUAACGCUUCGUGAUUACUCUUAUCUGAAUUUCAUGGCAUUUCAUAUUUAGUGUUUCACUGCAUUUGGGUAGAUCUUCAAGUCAUUAUUUCCAAAGUACUGAAUACUUACGUAUUUUUUGGUUUGUUUUUCAUCUCUCAUUUUAUGUGGUUGCAUUUAGUUAUAGAAACUGAAAAUCCAAAGUUUAGUUAUAUAAUUGAAUAUCUAUUAUUUUAUGUUUGUUGUCUAAAUUUAACAGCUGUUAUGGUUCCUAGUUCGAGUGAAGUAAUUACAUGUCAAUUAGGGGACUGGUAUGGGUGUCGCCUCGUACACUUGUGUAUUUGAGCCUCAUUUAUUAGUCGACUUAAAUUUAUUCACAUAAUAUCUAAAGGCGCAUCGUAGUCAACACUUAAACGCACAAUUGAGUUUGAAACGUUAAAUAUGUAAAUUUUGACCAAAGGAGGCGACACUGGAAUAAACGUGCCAUCUAGUUUAGGUUAAUCUCGUAUACAAUAUUAUAUAUUGUCCGUUGAAAUAUAUUUACCAUUUACAGAAUUCUGUGUCUAUACAAAAUGUUUUUCAUGUACUCUUGUUUUGAGAGCCUCUUACAUAUUAACGAUUUUUCGUUGUGUAGGUGAUUACAUUUAAAUAUGCCUUUUGGUUCAAAAAUAACAUGAAUAACGAACCAACAUUAAUAUUCAAAUGUUAAAAUUUAAAUUCGCUGUGUAAUUUUAACCUUGCAAUAAAUUCGUACAAUUAAACUUUUGGAUAUAGUACUACAAAAUAUAUUAUGUAAAUGUACCAAUGUUAAAAACUCUUUGCACGGCAAUUUCAUGUAGUUUAAUCUUGGAGAAGUAAUGUAUAAGCUAACUUCUACAUAGUAUGCAUUUGGGUAGUCAUGGUAAGUGCUUGUAAAGCAAGUAGUCACAACAGCUGUCACAAAAUUAGUGCAGAUGUCAUUCCAAUUCCAGAUAUAACUCCCAGAAUCUACCUAUCUUGUAAUAAUUUGUUCCUACUAUAGUGUAAAACUGUUCAAAACAUCCCUAUCUUAUACUUACCCAAAUGUAAUAAAAUAUAUUAUAAUUAUUAUAAUCUGAAUUUGCCACUGCAAGGACUUUUUAAUCCUAUCGUUAUUAUAUUAUAUUCGUAUACUGUUUGUCAAACAUAUAUUGAUAUUUUUUUACAUUACCCACACGAAUAUUCAAAAUUUGAGAUUUUACUUUUUAGACGAUAGAUGCAAAGGGUGGUAAAUUUUAUUGAUGUGCAUGUUAUACACCUAUGCGUACAUACAUAUUUAUACAAAGUUAACAGAUUUUCACGGAUUCAAUUAGUGUUUAGCUAAGCGCGUCACAUGUUGUAGACGUAGUGAGUGAACGCCAGGGUAUGUGUAACGCUUGUGGGGCGGCUACACGUUGUAACUAGCGAGUAAUGGUCACAUACACAUUGAAACGCAUAUUGGCUCUUGCGAAAUUGGAUACAAAUAUACAACAAAUAUUAUGUAUUUAAAAGUCUUCCAAUUCUUCAACCAUUAGGCUUUUAGGAAUUAAUAUCUGCGUCUCUAUUGGUGGAUUAACAGUGCAAAUAUAAUGUUCAAAGUAUUAACUUUAAUUUGUGAAUAAUUUUCCAAAUAAUAGUGAGAGUUGUAGAUGGCCAUUAUUUUGACGUUACAAUGUCUAGGGCGAGAGGUGUGUACUUAAAACUGGAAGUAACCAAUCCCAACCUGACCAUAGCGUGUGAUAUUGUUAAUAAUUAUAUUCAUGUUGACGUUUAAUUAUACAGUGCUCUCUAUUUUUUGCGAGUAAGGAGAAAUUGCAUAAAUUUUGAUUUGUAGUUGUAAAACCCAAGCCCAUUUAUUCUAUUGUAAGUGUAUAAAAUUUCUGAACUUAUGGGACAAUAUAAUAUUACAGUGAAAAUCUGUUACCAGUAUGUAAGUAAGGUCAUUUUCUUGUUGUAUUGUGAUACACGAAUCCAAAAUGAAUAUUUGCCCGGCACUCUUAUAUUAUUAUAAUGGAGUAAUAAUAUCAUUAAUUCCCAUAUUGUUACUGUAGCUGUUCAGGAGUAGAAUGUAUGAGAUUUAUGUACUUAAUUAGUAAUGUUUAUUUUGUUAUUGUAUUGAAGCAGUUUCCCAAGUUUGAAUAUUUUAUCAACAUUAGAUGUGAUAGAAGCAAUAAUAGAGACAUGUGGACGCAACGUUGUUUAAGGCAUAUAGAGUCACCGGCGCGGGGCGGGUCGUGUCGUACACGGCACGGACACCGCUCCGACAUACACUGAGUCUGAAUUCUCUGUCGAUUAGUGAGUAACUUUUGGGUUUUAUUUUUUCAUAUUGUUUUUAAGUUAUUUGUUUCAGGAUUUUUGUCCCGAUAGCAUUAGGGAAUUUUAUUUUGUUUAUUUUAACUAGGUUUAUUGAUGAAUACACGAGUCUGCAUACCCCUCGCAUACGAGCUGGUGUGAUUUAAUACUCUCAUUUUGUCGUUUUACUGUUUUUGUUUUAACGUAUAAUAUGUUCUGGCCUAUAUUAAAACUAGUAUUUUGGCCAGUGUUUAGGCCUUUAGAGUUACGAAUUUUUACUGCCAAAUUAUUUUCUUACAAUAUUUGUGCAUGCACAUAGUAAUUAUUUUACUGUAUGAUAUUUGUAAAGAUUGAUUAGUUACUAAUUGUUGCCAAUUUUUUUUUGUUUAUUAAUAUUCAGGGUUUAAUAUUAAUGUUCAAUUCUUAAUUUGUUGUCAUUGAUCAAAAUUAUUGUGUGUUAGUGAAGUAGCAGUAACCGAAAUAGAUGUUAUUAAAGCCCCAAAGGGAGCGUGUAACGCUAUCAAUAUUGCUUUAGGGUUGCAUAAAAUUAUUAAAAAGUGGUGUGAUAAGUUUUGGAUAAUUUUACAAAUUAUACUAUUUUUAUGUGUGAAUUCCAAUAUUAAUAAAUUUGAAGUUGAAAUAUCAGCAAAUGUAUAAUGUUUCAUACAAUUUCAAUUUAAUUUGUUUUAUGUUUAAUGAUGAAAGUAUUAUUUAUUUGUAAUAAUAAUUGAAGCAGCAAUCUUCUUGCAUUAAUUUUGGUGAUAUCUUGUCGACAGUGUUUCCUUUUGUUCUUGCCAUAUAUCUUAUGUAGAAUGUCAGUGUAGAUAUUUUUUGUAGUAAUUAGUAUUUUUCAAUUCGAUAUACACGUAGUAACAGUAUCACAAGUUUGCCUAUAUCGUGGUGUUGUUUAGAGACGUUUAUUAGAGGGAGGGGCGUGCGCGGGGCGCGGGCGCGGGGGUUUUCGCCCGACGUCGGCUGUAUAUUGCUGUAGAGACUAAGCACUCUGUCAAGGGUAGGCGACUAUGGCAGGUCAAAUGGUAUCUUUUGUCCAUUGACGUUACUCGAUAAUAAUUGUAUCAUUAGUACAUUACAGUAGCCUUUCUCGGGAAUCUUAAAAAGUUACCUAUAUAUACACUUUAAAAGCAAUUUUUUGGUAAAUAUAUUUCUCUUGAAUCUAUAUUCCCUUAUGUAUCCAGCAAUAAAUUCAUCAGUAGAUGUAGGGAUCACUGAACGCCGUCGGAACGGGCCCGCGACCUCGUCCGCUGAUGGUCCACUAUCGCCGUGUAGCGGCAUGCUACGCGGGUGCGUAGUGGCGCGCGGGCGGGGGCGGUGGGGGCAGGGAGUCCGGCCGGGCUGCGUCGCCACCCGCGCCGGACCGGCCGGCAGUCGGUAGGGUUCACAGCGCACAAAGUGAGCUCUACAAUGUUACCCUCCCUAUUGGAGGUGGGCGUAUUGCCUAAAUUGUGGCACCAAGCACAGAUCGCUAACUCGGGUGUAGGAACGUGGCAAAUUAAAGUUUAAAAUUAGCUGUUUAAAGUUUUAAAAGACAUUGGUGUCGGUCGGAUUAGCUCGAUAGGCGUUUGUUCACUCGAUUUAUAUUAUAGUUGAGAUGUUACCCAACGUAAUUUUUACUCGGUCGGUGAGCUUCGACGAUUCCCCUCAGUAUUCUCACUGUCUUCACCCACUGUUUUGCGAUAUCCACCGAUUUGAAGACAGAAAUAAAAAUAAGGUUGUGAGCUCUAUUCACAUUGAAAUUUUAAGCCACAUUUGUGCUUGUGCAAUAAAUAUCACAGUUUGGAUCUAGGCUUGUAAAUUAAUAUAGAAUAUAUACAUUGUUGAGCUGAUUAUAAAAAUUUAAUAUAUUAUUAUACCUUUUAAUAUUGUUAAAGAAUUCUAAUUGCAUUCCACAUCUUAGAGUGAACGAAUUUGAGAUAACCAUUUCAAUCUACAUUAUAUUAUUUUUUUUACAAUGUAGGGUUAUUAGCAGUUGCCAAUGUUUUUCCUUUAGUCAGUAAAAGUACAAAUAUUUUAAUAUACAAUUCUUGGUAUUUACGUAUUGUAGCAAUCUAAUUUUUUUAAUUGAUUCUAUACUUUAAGCAUAAUUUUUGUUCACAUAAGCGGCCAUUUAGACUUUCUCAUCUCACAAAUUAUUCAGUAAAUACUAACAAAACAUAUCAUGCUGAAUCAAUUUAGUUUUCUUAGAAAUUUCCUGCAACACCCGUGGUUUCCCCGCUGUUAGAUGUACGGUAAAAUGGCUAUUUCGUUUUUCAAAUUAGAUUUAAGUAUAUCCUAGGUUUUUACUUCAAUAAGUUUCUUGUCAUUUUAUGUUGAAUGUAAAAUUAAUGGUAAUAGUUGGUGUGUAAGGUGCAUGUUUAAAUGCGUAUUUGAUUUCGUUCCAAAGAUUUCUUUUAAUAUUUUAUUUUCUCUUAUUAAAAUGACAUUUGUGGUGUGCGCAACGGUAUAUGAUACUAGAAUAACACGAUUUUUCUGUAGAGUUGGUGCAGCCGAGCAAAUCUCUACUAUAUUCUCGUAAGAAUAUAUUUGCUCAAUACUUAAUUUAACUCUUAAAAGUAUUUUAAAGUGACUUAGUUGUCCAGUUUCAAUAUUUUGAACGGACUUAACAAACACGAAAUAUAAUAUCUACCAGACAAUACCCUCCGUAAAUAUUUGAAUCAAUGUAAACGUUGAAGUUUUAUGAUAGAUGUAGGUAGUUAUAUGCCUUUACGGGCGGCUUGUUGUGGACUUGCGAGCUAUCGGGGCGGCAGUGUAGCAUCAUAACACUUGUGGCUCUCUUCAUUCACCUCGACCCUUUCCAUUCCGCUCGUCCUAUAUAUUUACCAAGUAGUGGAGCCUUGAUGUAAUCGGUCAGUAGUGCUCGCCCUGACGUCUAGCGGGCGGGCACGCAAGUUUUAAUAGAAUCCCUCGUGUGAUGGUGUUAGCUGAUCUACUGUACUGUAAGCCCCACAGUCAACGAAAAUUGUUAUGUAAUCCAUACAGGAGUCUCAGCUGCAUUGUGCCUAGAUCUUAGAAGUUAAACGGUAUCAAAGUAGAAAUAUUAAUCUCAGAUAUUUUGGCUCUUUAAAAAUAUUCCAUGAUAUUAUUUUGUUUUUCAUGAAAAUGUAUUUACAUUAUAUACAUACACUUAGUAAUAUUGUAUACAAUAUACAUUGCGUGGUUUGUUAAUUUUAUUGUAAUUAUAAGAUGCCCAACUGGUUUGAAUGUCUGUCCUUGUGCGCUAAUGAAGGAGGAAUUGAUUAGCGUGCGCGCGCGCCGGCAGUCGUAGCGACACUAGCGCCGCGUCGGUCGGUGUGUGGACAGUGUUUCAUUUGUUUUUAACUAGUUGCACAUCUUACUUUGACCAAAUUUGGUACGCCGCUGAAGUUGUAGGAAAAUAGACUCGUAGUCUGGCACUCUUUUCCUUUUUGUAAGAGUGCGUUUUUUCUCGCGACCUUGGCGGUUCUCUUAAUAUAAUUAUAAGUUUAUUAUUGUGAAUUGUGGCCAGGAAUAUAACAACAGCACACCAGUGUAAUUCAGAGCCUGCCUAAAAUAUAUUUUUGUCAUGAUUUUAUUUAGGUAUAUACAUGUUAUUAUUCACAUAUUACAGUUUUCUCAAUAUUAGCUUGUAUUUUAAUUAAGAAAUAAUCAUAUUUAACAUUGCCAGGUGAUCAGCUACCUGCACUUUAAAUAUUUUUGGAAACUAUUGAACUUAAAUUGUACUGACUUUAUAAAUAUAUUUACUUCAAUAAAGAUUUUCCAUGCCACUAA
Plutella xylostella (diamondback moth) is the source of this 9077-nucleotide messenger RNA. Lineage: Eukaryota; Metazoa; Arthropoda; Insecta; Lepidoptera; Plutellidae. The record is from RefSeq and is a predicted model, not a curated record.